AAAAAGUAAAUAUUUGUGAUUCUUUUUUUUUUGUGGACAGGGUCAAGACUUCAUAUCUAAGUGUAGCAUGUGUCUAUCCAUUCAUGAUGUUAAAUAUUAAAUAGACAGUUUCCAAGUGGUCAACUACACAUGACACAAUGACGUGCAUAUGCGAGUAUAUACGCAGCACCAUAAAGUUUGUAUACCUCGUAUUUUUCCUAGGAGUUCCACAAAUAAUUGCAAGGGCUGUCUAUGAAGAUGGAUAUACUGUACAAGCCCGUGUAGUGGGAGGUUCUGUAUUAGGGGAGGCAGUGGAAUGGAUGGCAUCCAUCAACAAUUUAGAAGCGGAGAAUUCGCAUUAUUGUGGCGGAAUUCUUGUAUCGGCCAAGUGGGUACUGACUGCUGCUCACUGUUUCAAUAUCUACAAGUUAAACGACACCUAUCUCUCGCAUACUGUUCUGCUCGGCAAAGCUCGGAUUCAAGACGACAUAAUAUUCAAACACGAAUCUAAGCUUAAACGAAUCGUAUGCCAUCCUGAUUUCGAUUCAUCGACAUCCGAAAACGAUAUUUGUCUUGUCGAGUUAACAACACCGGCAGUUGGUAUCAAAACUCCAAGAAUCAAUGCAGAUGUUACCAUACCUGCGUUUAAACAGGAGGUGUUUUACCUUGGUUACGGUGUACAACUACAGGGCUCCAUUGACAUGAGCGACGAUCUGCGCGUGGUGAAUGUACGCACGACCUCCUAUCAACAGUGUUCGGCCGUAUAUGGGACAAAGCAGAUAACAUCUAAACAUAUAUGCACCUACGCGAACUUCAAGGAUACUUGUCAGGGGGAUAGCGGAAGCCCACUUAUGCAGCUUGGCGGUGAUCAUACCUUCGUCAACGGCGUAAUAUUGGGCCUCGUUUCAUACGGGCGAGGCUGUGCCAUUCCGGGCUUCCCUGGUGUAAAUACGCGCAUAUCAAUUUAUGCCAAAUGGAUACAAGAAGUAUUGGUAAAUACACAGGUGACACUAAAUGCUGAAACAACUGGAAAUGUAGUUGUUGAGGUACCAUUGAAUCCUGUAAGCAGAGUCUUGCCUGUGGCACCGGCAGAAACGGUUCUGAAGAUAUCAUCGAGUUUGUACUUCUUUUCGAGCAAAGAAUCGACGAUUAUGAACCGAGAUAUUCUCGGGUCAUUCACCCCCGAUAGCACAAUCGACAGGGAGACUUCUACUGCAUUCGUCUCGCCGACAAUUUCUGGAUAAGAACGGUAACACAAUCACAACAGCUGUAAAUAAUAGUUCAAAACCACCCCGACAAGCGUUGCAAUCACGAGCACACUCAUAUCUUUGAUUGAAGGACAGUACUCACAAGAUAGUAUGUAUAAAAAUAGUAAUAAUUGAAGUGCGUUAAACGCGCUUCCUACCCUUACAGGCUCACCUAGUGAGGAAAAAGCAAAGAGAAUUUAUUUUAAAAACAAAUCAAAAACAACAAAUAAGAAAAUAAAAUUAGUUAAAAAAAAGAUUAAAAAUACGAG
Messenger RNA from Sphaeroforma arctica JP610, 1495 nucleotides. RefSeq lists its product as hypothetical. NCBI's taxonomy places the organism in Eukaryota, Ichthyosporea, Ichthyophonida. The coding region runs from base 138 to 1223 and encodes 361 amino acids. Gene Ontology annotation, biological process: proteolysis. The transcript is spliced from 2 exons. The record is from RefSeq and is a predicted model, not a curated record. Gene Ontology annotation, molecular function: serine-type endopeptidase activity.